AUGACUCUGCAAGCUUUGCACAUCUAUAAAGCUAAUGAUGCUAACCGCAGCCUGGCACGGCGCGCACGUCUUUCUGCUCCCAGUGCACACAAAGCGGAUGGGGUGCGGGGGGGGGGGGGGGGGGGGGGGGGGUAUGAGGAGUGGGUACCUCCCUUCCACUGCAGGAGGAGGAGGGUGGCAGCUCCUUUCACUGGGAACAGGGAGACACAAUGCAGCCGGGUCAGCGUAGGGUCAGAGAAGUGCAUGAACUGUGCGAGUGCAGGCAGGCCGCCGGCAGACGUACAGGUGAAGGAGCGCACGCCAUGA
Knipowitschia caucasica is the source of this 306-nucleotide messenger RNA. The record is from the annotation of a GenBank genome assembly. Lineage: Eukaryota; Metazoa; Chordata; Actinopteri; Gobiiformes; Gobiidae.